Molecule: messenger RNA, 7729 nt
Organism: Paramuricea clavata
Lineage: Eukaryota; Metazoa; Cnidaria; Anthozoa; Malacalcyonacea; Plexauridae
Source: the annotation of a GenBank genome assembly
GUGAAUUGUGAUAUAAGUUCGGUUUAAUUAACAUCAGAUCACUUUAGUGUCAUAAUCACAUCACUUUAGGGUCACCUCGCAUUCAAGAACAUGUACUACCUCUGCACGAUCUAACCAUGCUUAACUCAGUCACAUAGAAGGGACCUUUCAUGCAAAGACUUUCGUCAGGCAAUUAGCGGAUACUAUAUAAUCUUAUAUUCGAUAAUCAUAAACUAUAUUUAUAUUUUGUAGUGUAACACACUCCAACCGGAACGCGGAAAUCUUUAAACCAAACGAUUUAAUUUAAAUUAAAAAGAACUACAUCAUGGACCCCUACAGAUUAAAUUGUUUGCCUAUUAUAUUGAAUUAUACCACACUCUGUAGUAAAACAUGAUAGUUCCCGUUAACUCAUGUCAAUAAUUCGCCCGCGAUCACGCAAGAAUUAAUUUUAACCUCAUGAAUAUAGUUUGAGGAACUCUUAAAAAGUGCUGAAACCAGAUGACAUUUGUUGAUAUACGCGAUAUUUCGGUUGACAUUACGCUUCCUUUCGCUUGCUGUACAUAUUCCAUCAACGCUAGGCAUAUACAGACUAUAAACAUGGGCUAAUUUCACGGUCUGGAAUCACCGAAAUGAUCUAUUAUGAAAUAUAUCGAAGAACACCUCUGUAAUUUGUGUUGAAAGAUAUGGAGUGAUAUUCACGCUUAGGUAAGAGCUUAAUUAAAUUUAUCGUGUAAAUUAAUGGUUUGAAAAUGUAUUAUGCAAAGUCACUGUAUAUGAAUUUUAAUCUUAAGGUUUGCUAGAUCGGAUUUCAUAUAUAAAAUUUCCCAAAAGGAAGUUGAUCUUGGAAUCUCAGCAUUUUAUUUCAUAAAGAAUGGGUAAGUGUUUUAAUUUUUAUGUUUUUGUUUCAAUGUGCAUGAUUAUACUGUAUGUGAGGAUGCGUUAUGCAUUUUUAAUGUAGGGUUUGGUUAGUUCGAAAUACUUAUUUUGGAAUUUGUGUUUGAGUUUUUGUGGGUUUAAGCUUCCUGCAAUACGACCCCCGAACUUGGUUGUAAGAGCUAUUUUAAAUCUAGAAGUUACCAAAGAUAAACAUUUAGUAUGUUCAUGAAUUUAAGUUAUAGCAUGCAUGCCCUUGCUGUACUGACGAACAGAUUUGCAUGAGUUUUUGAUCUCUCCUGACCUUGACAUGAUUGCCAUUACAAAACGAAAACCAGGAUAAAAGAAGAAUUUUUUUCAUUUUAGGAAACUUGACUCCAGUGUUUGAAGGGAUUACCGUAGGAGUUCUAGCAGCUGUGGUAUUGCUGCUAAUCUGCCUCAUUUUCAUCAAGCGCAAACGAUAUCUAAAAGGCCAAGCCGAGAACAAUGAGUACACGCCACUUGAUACAAACCCUACCCCUGCAGAUUUUCUUCAAAACAGGGCCAUGUACACAAGUUCCAAAGUCCCAACACAAUGCGAGACGGUCCAGCCUCCUAACCCUAAGAUAAUUUGGGCUAUCCCAGAUAGUGUACCCGAAAGACCCAGGUCGGUGUCUUGCCCGGAUCGCCGAAACGCCAUCUCAGAUCUUGGUCCGAAAACGGAAGAAAAGGGGAAGAAAUCGGCCGAGACCCCAGGCAUUAAAGAGAGAAGAUCUCGCCGAUAUCGCCGCAGCAAAACAGAUUCCUGUAACCAUGUCUGUCAAAUUCAAUUCACAGUGUUCUAUAACUACUACCACUCCAAGUUAAUACUGCAGCUUGUAUGCGCUUCGAAAGUCCCUUCGACUUUUGGCCUGAACUACGGCAGUUACAUACAAGUGGAAUUAGAGCCAGUAGCCGAGAAGUAUACAACGAACAUACAACUGCAUACCAAUAAUCCAGUAUUUGACGAAACUGCAGAAUUUCCUGAGAUUUCCUCGGAUGAACUACUAAAUAUGACCCUGAAGCUAAGGUUGUGUACCGUGGAUCGGUUUAGUCACAGUACCGUCGUGGGUCAAGUCAGAGCACCUUUGGCAGAAUUGGAUUUCAACCCUGAGAAACCGACCACCUUAUGGCGACCUAUCACUGCACCCAAUGAUCAGCAGGUUGGUAACAUUGAUGGCUGUCUCUUAAAGCCUGGUUGGCACAAUCAAAGUUUCUGUGAUCACAGUAGGAAUUUUGCAUCGGUAAAUUCUAAGUUUUGACGGAUUGUAAGACUACAGUCUAGUGGCCGAAAGUUCGUCAAAAUAAAUUAUUUUUGGUCAGAGAACGAGUUCACCUGACCGCGUUUCAUCCAUAUUUAUUGUAAGAAAUGUUUGAGAGAGCUGACUCAGUGUUUAGCAUUAAGUUAGUCCCCUCAAACAUUUCUUACCAAUCCUCUAAAACUUGGAAUUUACCCAUGCAAAAUUCCUACUGUGAUCACAGACACGAUAUAUCAGUGGUGGUCAACGUUAUGGAAGAAGUAUUGUCACUUAGACUUUUUAGGAGCAAGAGAAUUAAAUUACAUCUGUGAAUUCUAUGUAUUUGCCACAAGUCGACUACAUAUAAUGAAAAGAAUGAACAUCAUUUUCUCACUCUGAUAACUGCAGGUUGACCAUCUGCUGCACGAUAGGGAAGAAGCCUGAAGGUGUAGCUUGUUAGGGCACAGUUUUCUUAGAGUACCCACGUGCAGCAAACACUGUCAGCCUCUCAAAAUUAAAUAUGUGACCUAUGCUGAGUUAAGUGAAACAAUUUGCGUACAAAUACCAAGUAAAUAGGCCAGAAUAUAAAGCUUAAUCAUUUUUUUACUAAUAGAUGCAUUGAAAAUUGACAACUCGAAAGUGAAGUUUGGUUUUGCACCCAAUAAUCUAUUAUAAUAGUUUAUUAUAAUGCAGAGCAUUCAUUGAACAAUUUUGUACGAGUCAACCAGAAUCUUCUUCUAAGCGGCAUUCAUUAAGAAUUCAUGUUCGCGUUCUGUGUUUUGACAAUUUGUCUUCCGUUUCAGCGAUCUGAUUGUUAAACUCAUCAAAGCAGAACAAUGGUCUGUUUAUGAUUGCAUCAAUACGAUUCCCCUUGCUUGCAUAACACAAAAACAUCCUAUUACGUAAUUACAUAAACGAAAGCGAAUUCACUUUUCAAUGACUGGCCAAUAUUAUAUAUUGGGCGCUUUCCAUUUAAUGGCCUGACUGGUCAGACCCGAAUUCUUUUCUCUGUAUCAAUGGAAAGAUCUGGCCUAUGUUUUUCAAAUAUCUAGCGAAAAUGGACCUCAUUCUAUUGUUAUCUAAAUUUUAUGGUCAGAUAGGUCCGAAGCCCAAGUGUUUUGUGUUCCAUUCAACAAUUUGACCGGUCUGGCCGUGUUAAUGGAAAGCGCCCAUUGAUUCUCGUGAGCCUGAACGUAUGAUAAAACUAGCAUUAUAGAGAGAUUUAGUCGACGGAACGCAACGUUAAAGCAUGGACAUGGUUUACACGUCUAGCAAUUCUGUCGGCGAUCUUUCUCCUGGCAAAUGUGAUCGAAUGAAUAACGUACAAUACAAAAGACUUAGAAUUGUUUACUUCUGAAAAGCGACUCUAUACUUUUGUAUGCGAGUUCACUCAUUUGCAUCCGUCAGAAACUCAAAAUCGCCGACAAAAUUGUUAGUGUGAACAGCCUGGCUGUACACGAUACGACCACAGAAUAUAUACCAGACCAGAAGGGACACUCCUAUAUGUGUUUUGGCUUUGGGAAAACGUCCGAAAUUUUUUACGUGCUAUGACGCCAUCCUGGAGUGCACACGGCACUUUGCACCUAUGUUUGUCCUAUGAGAAACAUCCGUGUGCACUCCAGGAUGGCGUCAUAUGAAGGCGUAUUUUCACAUCAGCACUCGUAAAAUUUCGGACAAAAUAUCGUCUGAGUGACACUUCUGGUCCAGUAUCUAUUCUGUGAUGCGACUGUCGCAUAUACGAUUGUCAUUCUGGCGUAUGAAAACGACUGCUGACGCUACCAUUCCUGUUCAUCAAUUUAUGGCGAAGUUUGAAAUGUGAUCUAUUCGAGUACAUACGCCAGGAUAAGAAUCGUAUACAAAUAGCCGUAUCUUGUAGAUAGGCUUUUAUAGAUUUUCCACACUAGAAAUUUUGAGAGAAAAGUAUAUAUGCAAAUAUUCUAUGGCUAUGCACAUUUGUUGUUUGCUCUUGACAAAUGAACUUUGUGGCUCCAGUGAUCCAAGCACUGCACUGAAAUGGCAUUCGAUUCCUACCAUAGAGAGGGUCUUGUCCACUAUACAGUUAACUAUUUUUCGUAACCGUCCUCGUAUACUCCAAAUCAAGACAUCUUCAAUAUGUUUAUUUAUAUAACAUUGACUCAAACUUUCAAUCAACAAAGAGCUCUUUAAGUCAAUUAAGUCAAUUUUUUUAUUUACCAAUUUUUUGUCAAUUUUUUUUUAAGUUUUGAGUGAAUGCCCUUUACAGGCAAUGAUUUCUUUUUAAAUUUUCUUUUCUCCUUUUUCAGCCAAGAAUCUCAAGUUCUCUGUUAUCACUCAAAGAUAUAGUGAACAAAGGAGAGUUGACGAUAUCUCUAAAAUAUCAAAUUCUCACAAAUAAAAUUACAGUGGUUAUUAUGAAGGCAGUGAAUUUGCCAAGUAUCAGCAAGAUUUUUGCUAUUGGUACGUUUAUAAAUAUUAAAGUCCAUUAUAAAUUAAUUAGUUUAGUUUAGGUUUACUCCUGCAGUAACACUGGAUCAAUAAGAGAUGAUCCUUACUGGACCUCUAGGAAGAACAGUUUAGAACUGAUGAGCUAUUCAGUAUAAAUAAAGUUAGUUUAGUUUAGGUUUCCUCCUGUAGUAACACUGAAUCCAUAAGAGAUGAUCCUUACUGGACCUCUAGGGAGAACAGUUUAGAACUUAUAGAACUAUCCAGUAUAAAUAAAGUUAGUUUAGUUUAGGUUUCCUCGUGCAGUAACAUCAGAUCAAUAAGAGACGAUCCUUACUGGACCUCUAGGGAGAACAGUUUAGAACUGAUAGAGCUAUUCAGUAUAAAUAAAGUUAGUUUAGUUUAGGUUACCUCCUGUAGUAAUAUUAGAUCAAUAAGAGAUGAUCAUUACUGGACCUCUAUAGAGAGAUGAGUUUAGAACUGAUAAAACUGUCUAGUAUUAACAAAGUCAGUUUAAUUUAGGUUUACUGGAUCGAUAAGAGGUUAGUCUUAUUGCAUGGACCUUUAUUGGAGCUACCCAUGCAUGCAAUGCAAAUAAAUCAAGUUACUUUAGUUCAACAUUCAACGUUUUCGUUUAAUCCCCUAGAUCCCUAUGUAAUCGUGAAACUCCUACUCAAUCUCAAAACAAUUCAGACCAAGAAGACAAGCAUAAAACGCCGAACCACGUCGCCCAUUUGGAACGAACCUCUGGUUUUCGAGAUCGAUCCUAAAAUCCCGAUCUCUGAAUACAGCAUGUCGUUCAAAGUGAAGUCUCACAACAGUUUGUCUGAAGAUCUGACCGUUGGUGAAAUUGAAAUUGGUAACCAUGCUGAGGAAUCUGGCGAGGAGCACUGGAAAGAUAUGGUUAAAAGGAAGAACCAGGAUAGGGCUAUGUGCCAUAGAGUUAAAUGAAACUGCACGCGAGUUUAUGUACAUCGAGAUCUUAAAAGUCGGUUCUUAUUUUGAGCCACCUUCAGACUUUAAUUACAGGUACUAUAGUGGUUCACCACUUGACACACAUGCACUUGUUGCAUGGAGAAUAACAUGUUCGAAGUUGCUGAUCGCUGAUAAUUGAGUAAUACAUUUUAUUAUAUAAACAUAAGUGUUAUAUAGAGUUUUUGGCCACUGAGAAAGAUCGUACUUAAACACACGUAAAAAAUACGAUAUUUUUACGUGUGAAAAUAUCAUUUGUUGUAAAACGCAUUGCCACGGACGUUUUAUUGUUUUUCACUGAGUUUUGUUUAUAUAAUAAACAGAAAAAUACAUGGAUGCUUGGAAAUACCAGAUUUAUUUCUCGCGUUGAUCAUGCAUGAUACCUCUCACUCGUUCGCUGCGCUCACUCGUGAGAUAUCAUGUUCAACACUCGAAAUAAAUCUGGUAUUUCCGCGCACCCAUGUAUUAUUCUCUUUAUAUUCCUCUUUUGUGACGUCGAGUAACUCAUAUUUAUGGCUGGCUGUCAGCGGCACCAGUAAAAAUUGCGCGAUAAUUACUAUAUCCUUUAAACGACGAGUUCUACGACAGCAAGAAGAAAGCUCGGAGUGAUAGGAAUGCAACUACCUGAUAAUUCAAGGAGAACUUCGACUUUUCGAGCGAAGUUAGUUCCCGACGAAGUUAGUUCCCGUUGAAGUUCUCCUUGUACUUUUAAGGGAGUUGUAUCCCUAUCAAUCUGAAGCUUUCUUAUUAUUGCCACGAGGCCCACGACCUACACUGGCACAGACGUUCAAGAUUAUGUUUAUGUACAAACGCAUACUGCAGUGUGACCAUAGAUAUCUUAUAUACACUAGAUAGCGCAUCUCUUUUAGUAAAAUUGAAGCCAAGAAUAUUCCAGCGGUUACCCCCAUUUGAAUAGAUCUCGGCCAUGUUGGAGUUUCCCACUCGCUAAUAAACGCUUAAAAAACAGCAAUAUAAACUUUCAUUAUUUGAACAGUUUGAAAAUGUAUUUGGAAUAGGUUUAACUUAAUGUUUAAGUUUCAUGUUUAAGAAAUAGAAAACAUACGAGUCUUCUCGUUUCAUGGGAAUAUCCUGAGUCUGCAAUCACGGCUACAAUUUUUGAAUUGCAGAAUAAUUAGAUGCACUAUCUAGUGUAUAUAAGAUAUCUAUGAGUGUGACUAGUACUGUAAACAGUAAAAAUAUAAUGAACACACAUUCCAUGUUUGAAAGUUUUAUUGCGAUACCAACGUGCAUGAUUACAUAUAUAGAUCCCUCAAAUAAUAAAAAUGAAUAAAACGCCCAAUUAAUCAUAUUGCAAGACAUUCACAAUGCCUUUAUGAAUUCAUUUAAAACAGUCGUGCUUGCAUAUAAAAAUCCAAUUAUACUGUGAUUGCAAAGAAUAUAUAAAGAAAACUUGGUGACGUUUCAGUAUUGGUGGGUUUCAGUCAGCAUUAUACCAGGCUAGAGGAGAUGGUCAAUUUUAGAAAUGUUCAUUUAAUAAAAGAAAAAAAAACUUCAUCUCUCAAUUUUUUUUCCCUCCAAAUACAAUCUGCAUGAGAGGAACUACUACCAUUUUUUCAUUCUGAUAACCGGUAGUUUACCAAGUACUAUCCUGCAGCAGAUGGUAUAGUCAAUCUGCUGAUCUGCAGUUAUCUGAAUGAGAAAAUUAUGUUCAUUCUUUUCAUUACAUGUAAUAGUUUUGUAUUUGAAGGCAAAUAAAUAAAAUUGACAGAUGUAUAUGCUACAAUUAAAUUAUAUUCCCAAAGGCUACCUCCUCCGCAGGCCUUUCAAAAAUAUAAAAUUGAUGGGAAACGAAUGGAAAGCUUCGUCUAACCUAACCCUGACUUAACAGCAGCUUCGUCUCGGAAGCUUACAGCAGCUUCGUCUCAGAUUUCAAAUUUUAACCUGCGAACGGGCAUACUCAUUACAGGCUGUAUGGCCUGCGGAGGAGGUAGUUCCCAAAGGUAUAAUAUCGCACAAGAUUGAUUUCUAAAGGUGGACUUCUUUGGACACCCAGUAGAUCUCCACCUCACAGCCUUGUACCACGCUUACCGAAACCCACCUUUUGGACUGCGAUGUUUAUACGUAGUAUCGAUAGUAGACGGACACGCGAUAACGACGCCGACGACGACUACAUCGUAGACGCAACCUGCCUCCGAUUCUGACGCGCCUGCAAACACGGGAAGCGUACGCACCAAUUUCGACUUGAUAACCCGCUGGAAUGGGACCUA